Colletotrichum paranaense is the source of this 840-nucleotide messenger RNA. RefSeq names its product ribokinase. The coding region runs from base 1 to 840 and encodes 279 amino acids. Lineage: Eukaryota; Fungi; Ascomycota; Sordariomycetes; Glomerellales; Glomerellaceae. The record is from RefSeq and is a predicted model, not a curated record. The transcript has a single exon.
AUGGCACCCAACACGAAGACUAUUGCGGUUAUAGGGGCUUUGAGACUCGACAUGGACCUGACUAAGGAGCAGCCCCUUCCCCCCGGUGCAGAUAUUGAGAAAGGGGUAUCAGCACUCAAAGAUGAGGCUGCCAUCAAGGGCAUUACUACUGCAAGCACGGCUUAUCAAACCUUAGGGCUAGCAUUCGAAAAGGGGCGCAUCAAUCGGGUUCCUGACGUCAGGAUGGUCAGUGUAAUCGGGAGAGACGAUUACACGGAAAAGAUCAUAGCGAAAGUUAAGGAAUUCAAGAUCGGUACAGACGGCAUCAAGAUAAUGCCGGACAAAGAUACAGACGUUUGCUUCAACGUACUGACGAAAAGUACCGGCGAAACCGAGCGCUAUAGAGAACCUAAUCCGGCCACGCCUGCCUGUUGGACAGAGAAAGAUUUUGAGAAUGCUCAGAGCUUCGGAGGCGAUCCCAAGCCAGAUUUGAUCAUUAUCUCGACAGAACUGGAAAAGGAAGUCUUUACGAAGAUUUUGACGUGUGCCAAAAACAAUAAUAUUGAGGUGUUCUUAGCCAAGGCGCCUCCGUAUUCAAUCGCUGAGAGUCUUUUGGGGCAUAUUACAUAUCUUGUGGUCGAUGAAGAUGAGGCUAAGAAAUUAUCUUCCGAGAACGGAGAGGUAUUCGACUCUGCUAAGAAGUUACAUGAGUUGGGAGUGAGGAAUGUGUUUAUCACACAGGGGCAUGUGCGUGCAUGGUGUAUGCAUGGGCCUUUGUGGGACUAUUCCUGGACCAAAAUUAAGCUCACAAAUAGGGGCGAGAAUAGGGGCGAAAAAAAGUAUACAGAUGACGAACGGUAA